CUGGCUAAGACAUUGUCUACUUCUCAACCAUACGUCAGACAAUGUAACAUUUAAUAUCUAAAUUAUUUGGAAAAAAAAGAAAAAAGAAAAAUAGUGCUAAUUAUCUAAAACCCUGUACAUAAAACUAUGAGUUAAAUUUUGAUUAUAAAAAUAUCAUAUGAUUGCGUAUUUGCUCGCACGACCCAAAAUAAAAUAUGCCCAAUUGCCCAUCUGUAAACAUGACCACUAACCUUAACUUAUUUAUUUUUAAAUCAACAAAAUUAAUCCUCCCUCUUUCUUCUACUAUAUCCCACCAUCUCCAUAAACUCUACCUCAAUACACUUACUCAUCAUAUCAUAUAUAUCUUCAUCCUCUCUCUUUUUUUUUGUAUUUUGAGCCAAAAAAAAUACAUAUUCUCCACUUUUUAAGACAACCCUUUUAAUUAUAUUAGGAGCACACAGUUAUUUAUUUUUUGGUGCUCCUGCUCCAACUAAUUAUUAACUAUGGUUAUGGAAAAUAAACAUAGAACAAGUUCAUAUUUUACCAACGAACAAGAUGACCCCCAAAGCUCAUCAGAAAAUGGACCUGAUUCGCCACUCUCCGGCGAUGACUUGAGAACAACCGCCACUGCGCCUUCUCCCAAGAAAAGCAGAAGGAGCAUACAAAAAAGAGUGGUAUCAAUUCCAAUAGGAGAUGUAGAUGGAUCAAGGAGCAAAGGAGAGGCAUAUCCACCGUCUGAUUCAUGGGCGUGGAGAAAGUACGGUCAAAAACCAAUCAAAGGCUCUCCUUAUCCCAGGGGAUAUUAUCGAUGUAGUAGCUCUAAAGGAUGCCCGGCUAGAAAGCAAGUAGAAAGGAGCCGUGUGGACCCCACUAUGCUUGUUAUUACAUAUGCUUGUGAGCAUAACCACCCUCUACCCACUACCAAGCACCACCACCAUCACCACCAAAACAACCAUCAAACAAUUGUCACGGCCACCACUACUGCACCACCGCCAGUCGCUUCUCCAAGCACCCCAUCUCCGGCAACUCCUCCUAUUUCUACUGCUCCAUCUGAUUCGGCGGAAGACGGCGGCGAAGAAACAUCGCCGUCAUCACCAUUGCACAUUAAUCCGUUUGGUGAUCCACCCCUUUUGGAAUUUGUUGGUGGUGACUCACUUAUGUUAGGGAGUUUGGGGGUAGAAUUCAACUGGAUAUCUGAUUUAUCAUUUGACACACCUGCAUUAGUGGGUCCCACAUUUGAUGACGCUGAAGUGGCAACAUUUCCAAUGAAAGAGGAAGAUGAAUCAUUAUUUGGGGAUUUGGAUGAACUCCCUGAAUGCUCUUUAGUUUUUCGGCGUGGCCAAGGAAGCAUUGAAAGGUGUACUACUACUGCCACUCCCAUAUGUGGUAGUACAUAAUCUUUCCAAAAAAAAAAAACGAUUUGUAACUUUUUUUUAUUACUUCCUUUGCUCCAAAAAAAAUUGAAAUGCUAUCCGAUAUUGUAAAAAGUUGGAUAUUCGUGAAUUUGAACAAAUAGCAACACUUAUUUUGAAGCAGAGGAAGUAGUAUUUUGUUUCUAAUCCCUUUGUUCAAACUUUUAUGCUGAUUGUUUAGUUGUUAUAUAUACACCAAGACAUGUUGUUACUAUACUACAAAGAGUUGAAGAAUUCAAACGA
This is a messenger RNA of Beta vulgaris subsp. vulgaris (sugar beet), 1634 nucleotides long. RefSeq names its product probable WRKY transcription factor 69. The transcript is spliced from 3 exons. The coding region runs from base 483 to 1376 and encodes 297 amino acids. Gene Ontology annotation, molecular function: DNA-binding transcription factor activity; transcription cis-regulatory region binding. Gene Ontology annotation, biological process: regulation of DNA-templated transcription. Lineage: Eukaryota; Viridiplantae; Streptophyta; Magnoliopsida; Caryophyllales; Amaranthaceae. The record is from RefSeq and is a predicted model, not a curated record. Gene Ontology annotation, cellular component: nucleus.